AUAAAGUGAAACAGGCGGAAGAAGAGAAAGCCAGUCUAAUUACAGCUAUCUGGCUAUUAAACAAAGAAUUAGGAGUCAACCAACCAUUAAAUAGUAGCGAGUCAACUGGAGAGAAAAUUAAUUCCGACGAAGCUGACGACUGUCAACGUUGUCAACAACUGAGUAGAGCCUAUCCGGAUAUUCCAACCCAAAAUAGAUAUUCUACACUAGCGAUAUCUGGACCGCAAGUUAUCGAAGAGACUGUCGAAGCCAUGCAGAGGCAAGCCAGUGGGCAAGGAUCGCAAGCUAUCGAAGUAGAAGAGCCUGUCGAAGCUAUCCAGAGCCAAGCCAGUGGACAAGGUCAAACAUCAACAUCAACACAAGACGUCGAUAAGUCGAGCGAUAAACCGAAAUCAGUUUUGAUUAUUGGAGACUCCAUAAUUAAGCACAUAGACCCCCGAAAACUCUCCAAAAAGACAGUCUAUAAGCGGUCGUUUCCAGGUAAAAGAGUCGAAGAAAUACAUGAUGAAAUAGACAAUAUACAAAUGAACGAUGAACUAUCAUAUGUAAUUAUUCAUGUAGGUACGAAUAAUCUAUCAUCCGAAAGCGUAGACUCAUGUGUUCGAAAAAUACAAAAGCUGGCUUUGAAGACCCGCAGAAAAUUUCAAAAUUCAAAGAUUGGCAUCUCCAGCAUUGUACAUAGAGAUGAUAUCAAUGUGUCGGCAAAGUUAUCUGCAGUCAAUGGAAAGUUAAAGGAGAUGGCUAACAAUGAUGACUUUGUUUUUAUUGACAAUUCGCGUAUUGAUGGAACAUGCCUCAACGGCAGCAAACUACAUUUGAACGCAAAGGGAUCGGCUUAUUUAGCCAAUAAUUUUAUAAAAUUUAUUAGGCCAUUGGGAAAACGAGCGAAGCUGCAAAUGG
Molecule: messenger RNA, 900 nt
Organism: Paramuricea clavata
Lineage: Eukaryota; Metazoa; Cnidaria; Anthozoa; Malacalcyonacea; Plexauridae
Source: the annotation of a GenBank genome assembly